AGAAGAAACAGCGCAGGAAGCGCCAGGAACCCCUCAUGGUUCAGGCCAAUCCUGAUGCUUCCCUGAGGCACCGGCGACCAAGGCGUGGGGACGAUCGCUUCCAGAGUGACAGCGGCUGGGGACUUGGCGCUGGGAGUCCUCUCCUCCAGAAGAACAUAGCACAGACACAUCUGCCCUCCGGGGCCCACAGUGCCCUGGCCACCAUGAACUAUGGUGGAGAUGGUAGUGGCGAGAGGGCCCCCCUAUUGUCACACAGAGGAGCAGUGUACACUCGGGGCACUGGUGCUGCUUUCCACCACCUAUGCUGGCUCCCAGACAGCUCGGAUUCAGAUGUGGAGGAAGUGAGCAUGGAGGAUAUCCCUGUCAUCCCCCCACCUCCCAAGACACAUAUGGCAAACCGUCGCAGGGGCUGGCUAGCCUCCCCAGGACCUGGGAUCAGUGAAGAGGAGGAGGAAUCCAAGGAAGUGUCAGUGGAACACAAGGCACCCAGCCCGGCCCCAGCCCCUGCAGUGGACUCUGACAGGGUUCAUGGAGACUCGGCAUCCUGCAUGGUGGGAGAGAGCACAGAGAAAAAGAACACAGAAGCAAGCCCACCAGCCUCCGACGUCAGGGAUGAAGACCUGGAGAAGAAAGUGGCUUCGGAGUCUACGGGGACAAACAACGCCCCAGUGGCGCCCAAUGUCUUGCAAGGCAAUGGCGACACCAGCAGCCACAAUUCUUGGAAUAUACCCUGUUCCCUGCCCCGCACGCCAGGCCCUCGGCUCGGGGAGGACAUGGAGGCCUAUGUGCUGCUACCCGCACCCCGAGAGCACAUGGUGCAGUGCCGCAUCGUCCGCAACAAGCAUGGCAUGGACAAGAGCAUGUUCCCCUCCUACUACCUCUACCUGGAGGCAGACGACGGAGUGGCCCAUUUCCUUCUGGCAGGGCGGAGAAGGAAAAGAAGCAAAACCUCAAAUUAUCUCAUCUCCCUGGACCCCAAAGACAUGUCUCGCAACGGGAACAACUUCGUAGGUAAAGUUAGAUCCAAUGUCUUGGGCACGAAAUAUACCAUCUUUGAUAACGGGGUGAAUCCUGAGCGGAACUACUGGAUCCCAGACAACACCCGGAUCAGAGAGGAGCUGGGAGUUGUGUGUUAUGAAACCAAUGUCUUGGGAUUCCGGGGGCCUCGCAAAAUGACCGUGAUCCUUCCAGGAAUGGACAGCCAGAAGCAGAGGAUGAGAGUUCAGCCACAAAGUGAUCAGGAUUCCAUAUUGAGUCGCCUACAAAAGGGUGCUAGACACGGCCUGCUCCAACUGAAGAACAAAGCCCCAUCUUGGAGCGAGGAGAGCGGCGCCUACGUGCUCAAUUUUCACGGUCGCGUCACUCGGGCUUCGGUCAAGAACUUCCAGAUUGUGCACCCCGAUGAACCGGACUGCCUGGUGCUCCAGUUCGGCCGCGUGGCCCCAAACAUAUUCACUAUGGAUUUCCGAUAUCCUCUUUGCCCUCUCCAAGCCUUCGCCAUCUGCUUAUCUAGUUUCGAUGGGAAAUUGGCGUGUGAGUAACUGAAUAAAAUACCAUCCC
Microtus oregoni (creeping vole) is the source of this 1560-nucleotide messenger RNA. It is a transcript of the gene Tulp2, whose product is annotated as TUB like protein 2. Gene Ontology annotation, biological process: protein localization to cilium. Gene Ontology annotation, cellular component: cilium. The record is from RefSeq and is a predicted model, not a curated record. Lineage: Eukaryota; Metazoa; Chordata; Mammalia; Rodentia; Cricetidae. The transcript has 10 exons. The coding region runs from base 36 to 1541 and encodes 501 amino acids.